GUCCCCCUCCCUCCCUCCCUCCCUCCUUCCUUCGCACUCUCCGUCCAGGGGGAAACAAUCUUGAGCUCCACGUUAUCCCCUGCCCACGUAAAGCCCCAACUAUUGACCAAUCUCGUCUUUUGAUCUCGUUUGGACUUUUGCACCCCAUCGCCCACCCUUCCCCUGCAUAUAUAACCAGGAACCAAAGCUAAGGCAGUUAACACACACUCCCAAUUAGCGCACACCCAUUUCUCAAUAAGCCCAAAAAAUGGAUCUUUGCUCACAUUUCUCAGCUCUCAUGAUUGUCCCAGGUAGUGGUUUCCUCUUUCAGACUGUUUUCCUCCGCGGGUUUUCGGCUUCCCUGCACCUCGUUCUGCUUCUUGUGAUGUUGGUGUGGUGGUUGUGUCGGAAAUUGGGUGUUGUAGGAGCUGGUGAUGGGUCAAAGGGUGGUCACAGUAGGACUAAGUUGUUGUACCAUAGGAUGACUCUGUUCUGCUGUCUUAGUCUGUCAGUGCUUAACCUUGCCUUGUGUCUCUUGAGCUACUUCUUUUGGUAUAGAAGUGGCUGGUCUGAUGAGAAACUGGUGACUCUUAUCGAUUUGGCGGUUAGAACAGUUGCCUGGGGUGCAGUCUGCGUUUACCUGCGCAGACGAUUCCCCGGUCCCGGUCAAUUGAAUUUGAAAUUGCCGGUGUUGCUCAGAGUCUGGUGGGUUUUCUUCUUAUCUAUUUCUUGUUAUUGUUUAGUCGUAGACUUCCUUUUAUACAAGAAAUAUCAUGUCUCCAUCCCUGUUCGGAUUUUUAUAUCCGAUGGAAUUUCUGUUGUGUCGGGUUUGUUCUUAUGCUAUGUGGUCUUGGGCCAAUACAUGGGGGGUGACAGUGAUGCUCACCUCGAAGAACCACUCAUCAAUGGCACUUCCAAUAGUAAUGGUUGUACCAGAAACGAUGAAGGUUCAGAGCUGAGCAAAACCAGAGGGACCGAAACUGUGACACCUUACUCCAAAGCCGGCAUUUUUGGCUACUUUACUUUCUCCUGGAUGAGCCCGCUCAUCGCCUUUGGGAACAAGAAAAUCUUGGACCUCGAGGAUGUCCCGCAACUUGACUCUGAUGAUAGUCUUGUUGGGGCAUUCCCGAAGUUCAAGAGUAAACUCCAAGUCCAAUUGGGUGAAGGGCUUAGUAAUGGCGUGACCACUUUCCGACUAGUGAAGGCUCUGAUCUCGUUUGCAUGGAAAGAAAUCCUCAUCACGGCCCUGUGCGCUCUCGUUUACACAGUUGCCUCCUACGUGGGCCCCUAUCUCAUUGACGCGUUCGUCCAGUACCUCAGUGGGCGUCGCGCAUUUGAGAACGAGGGCUACUUCCUCGUUUCUGCCUUCUUGAUUGGGAAACUUGUUGAGUGCAUCUCUCAAAGGCAGUGGUUCUUUAAGCUGCAGCAAGUGGGCAUCAGGGCCCGUGCAGUUCUUGUUGCAAUGAUCUAUGAGAAGGGCCUGACCCUUUCAUGCCAUUCAAAACAGGGCCAGACAAGCGGAGAGAUAAUUAACUUCAUGUCUGUAGAUGCUGAGAGGGUCGGGGACUUUGUCUGGUACAUGCACGACCCAUGGAUGGUGCUUCUACAAGUCACUCUUGCUCUGAUUAUAUUGUACAAGAAUCUGGGGCAUGCUGCAAUUGCAUCACUUGUGGCGACUAUCCUAGUGAUGCUGGCAAACCUUCCCUUGGCCUCGUUACUGGAGAAGUUCCAGGAGAGGUUGAUGAAGUCGAAAGACAAGAGGAUGAAGGCAACAUCAGAGAUUUUAAGGAACAUGAGGAUCCUUAAACUUCAAGCAUGGGAGAUGAAGUUCUUGUCCAAGAUACGAGAACUGAGGGGGAUUGAGGCGGGAUGGUUGAAGAAGUUUGUUUAUACUCGUGCCUUGACAAGCUUUGUCUUCUGGGGGGCUCCCACCUUUGUUUCGGUGGCCACAUUUGCUGCGUGCAUGCUGCUGGGAAUACAGCUUGAGUCAGGGAAGAUCUUAUCUGCCCUUGCAACUUUUAGGAUCCUCCAGGAACCAAUUUACAACCUCCCUGAUACGAUCUCGAUGAUAAUCCAGACUAAGGUUUCACUUGAUCGAAUUGCCUCCUUCCUCUCCCUUGAUGACCAGCAGAAGGAUGGGAUAGAGAAGUUGCCGCCUGGGUCAACAGAUACCGCAGUUGAGAUAAUCAAUGGGACCUUUUCGUGGGACUCAUCUUCUUCCUCAGUUCCCACUCUGAAGGACAUAAACCUGAAGGUGCUGCGAGGCAUGAGAGUUGCUGUUUGUGGGACCGUGGGCUCAGGAAAAUCAAGCUUUCUUUCUUGCAUACUUGGGGAAGUCCCAAAGGUUUCUGGGAUUGUUCGACUAUGUGGGACCAAAGCCUAUGUAGCUCAGUCCCCGUGGAUACAAAGUGGGAAGAUUGAAGACAACAUAUUGUUUGGUAAGGAGAUGGAUCGGGCGAGGUACGAGAGGGUUCUAGAAGCAUGUUGUCUGAAGAAGGACUUGGAGAUUCUCUCUUUUGGUGAUCAGACAGUAAUCGGGGAGAGAGGUAUAAAUCUGAGUGGUGGACAGAAGCAGAGAAUACAAAUCGCUCGGGCCCUAUAUCAAGAUGCGGACAUCUAUCUGUUCGAUGACCCUUUUAGUGCCGUGGACGCUCAUACUGGAUCGCAUCUUUUUAAGGAAUGUUUGCUGGGCCAUUUAAGUACAAAAACAGUGAUUUAUGUGACGCAUCAAGUAGAGUUCUUGCCAGCAGCCGAUCUGAUCCUGGUGAUGAAAGACGGUAAGAUCAUAGAAGCCGGAAAGUAUGAUGAUAUUCUUCGAGCAGGAACAGAUUUCAUGGAACUUGUGGGUGCACACAAGACAGCUCUAUCGGGGCUCGACUCUGUGCAGGUAGCAGCAGAAUCAGAAGGAUCAAGUGGGAAUAUUGAGAACGGAAAUGAGACGAGUCCUGCAAAGGCUCUGGAGAAGACAGAGAACAGAAAUGUCCAGAAUGCCGAACCAACCAAUAAAGCUGGACAGCUCAUUCAGGAAGAAGAGAGAGAGAAAGGCUCUGUAGGUUUCCCGGUUUACUGGAAAUACAUAACAACGGCUUAUGGUGGGGCCCUUGUGCCCUUCAUUCUAUUGGCGCAUGUCCUGUUCCAAGGCCUCCAGAUAGGGGGCAAUUUCUGGAUGGCCUGGGCAACUCCUGUCUCUCCUGAUGCAGAGCCUCCAGUCACGGGUUCUACUCUCUUGCUCGUUUAUGUAGCUUUGUCGAUUGGUAGUUCGUUCUGCGUCCUCAUAAGGACCACUCUGCUCGCUACUGCUUUGUUUAAGACAGCCGCUCUGCUCUUUGAUAAGAUGCAUCACUGCAUUUUCCGCGCUCCCAUGUCUUUCUUUGACUCUACCCCGAGUGGACGGAUUCUCAACAGAGCUUCCACAGACCAAAGUGCAGUGGAUACGAACGUUCCAUAUCUGGUGGCGGCAUUUGCCUUCGCGUUGAUCCAGCUCUUUGGGAUCAUUGGUGUGAUGUCUCAAGUUGCAUGGCAAGUCUUCAUAGUUUUUAUCCCCAUUCUUGCAGUCUGUGUGUGGUAUCAGCACUAUUACAUAGCAGCGGCUCGAGAACUGUCCAGGUUAGUUGGAGUCUGUAAAGCUCCAGUGAUACAGCAUUUUGCUGAAACAAUAGCAGGUUCCACCACUAUUAGGAGCUUCGAUCAGGAAUCAAGGUUCCGUCAAACCAAUGUGGUGCUCUCUGAUGGGUAUUCUCGCCCGAAGUUCCAUAUAGCUGGAGCUAUGGAAUGGCUCUGUUUUCGUCUUGAUGUGCUAUCUUCGGUUGUGUUUGGUUUCUCCUUGAUUUUCUUGAUAUCUGUUCCUGAGGGAUUCAUCGAUCCAGCUAUCGCUGGUUUAGUGGUUACAUAUGGGCUUAAUUUGAAUAUGUUACAAGUUUGGGUCAUAUGGAAUCUUUGUACUAUGGAGAACCAAAUCAUAUCAGUUGAGAGGAUACUUCAGUAUGCCACCAUCCCAAGCGAGCCUCCUCUUGUGAUAGAGGAGAAUCGUCCCAAACAUUCCUGGCCAUCACAUGGAGAAAUUAGCAUCCAGAAUCUGCAGGUUAGAUAUGCCCCGCACAUGCCGCUCGUCCUGAGGGGCAUUUCAUGCACAUUCCCUGGAGGGAUGAAGACGGGCAUUGUGGGGAGAACUGGCAGCGGAAAAUCAACUCUCAUACAAACGCUCUUCAGAAUUGUUGACCCUGCUGGAGGCCACAUAAUGAUCGAUGGCAUCGACAUAUGUUCGAUUGGGGUGCAUGAUCUAAGGUCAAGACUGAGCAUUAUCCCUCAGGACCCAACCAUGUUUGAAGGGACGGUAAGGGGCAACCUCGACCCGCUUGAAGAGUAUACAGAUGAGCAGAUUUGGGAGGCUCUUGAUAAGUGCCAACUCGGAGAUGAAGUUCGGAAGAAAGAAGGCAAACUCGAUUCAGCAGUUUCUGAGAAUGGAGAGAACUGGAGCAUGGGGCAGAGACAACUUGUCUGCCUCGGACGCAUCCUUCUCAAGAAAAGCAAAGUCCUUGUCCUUGACGAAGCCACCGCUUCAGUUGACACAGCCACCGAUAAUCUAAUCCAGCAGACACUCAAAGAGCAUUUCUCCGAUUGUACUGUCAUAACCAUUGCCCAUCGAAUAACUUCAAUCCUCGAUAGUGACACUGUUCUUCUCUUAGAUCAUGGGCUUAUCUGUGAGUAUGACUCUCCAAGGAGAUUGCUUGAGGACAAGUCCUCGUCUUUCUCGCAGCUUGUCAUGGAGUACGCCAAGGGGUCGAAUUCCUAGUUUGAGCAUUGAUUGAUUUGGAAACAACCCUCAUUGAUGAUGAAGAAGAAAAAUCGAAUGGAGUUUAGGAUGUUGGAAUUUGAGGAAUUUUAAUGUUUAAAUUUUGAGUAGCAAGUGUAGAAUAUGUAGCUAAUUAAUUUACUCAUCUAUGUGCGUUACCGUUGUACAAUAGGGCCUUGUAGCUUCUCAGGAAUGUCAUAAUCCAUUCUAUGGUCUCUAUAGUUGAUCAAAGUCUUCCAGUAUGAGCUC
Punica granatum (pomegranate) is the source of this 5020-nucleotide messenger RNA. The record is from RefSeq and is a predicted model, not a curated record. NCBI's taxonomy places the organism in Eukaryota, Viridiplantae, Streptophyta, Magnoliopsida, Myrtales, Lythraceae.